CGAAAAUGGAUUUGUCGGCGCGAUCGAACGAACGCGCGCGGAUCUUAGACAGAUUGGAGCACACGGCCGUACUCAUCAAGCAAAGUGAAGGAGAUCCCGAUGGAUAUCACUCGGCUUACUUCCUUCAGGAGAAAGAUGGCGAUGAUGUGCUGAACAGCACAUACCUGUUCCUCCCAACGUCGACGCAUGAUUCUAUGCAGUUGAGCGACCUUGGGAUUCAAAAGUGUGCACAGAUCUUUCGUCUCUUCGACGACGACCGUGACAGUGUGUGGAGCUUUACCGAGUUCAAGGCGUACGUGACUGUGGUGCGGGGGGUUCUCGCAGAAAGUGACACGUUGAAUGUCGUCCUUCGGCAUGAAGAAGUGUGGAACAUGUACAUGAGCGAUAUGUACGACACUGACACCCAAAGCCACCUCACGCUACGUGGAUUCUGCAUGUAUCGAGAGGCCACCGAGUCGUCCAACAGCCUCGCCAACGACUUGAUUCGCUUGGGCAUGCAUUGGCUGUGGGACGGCUUGCAGCGUCACAUUCAGCUCCAGCGCCUCUUUGACUCGUACGACACUGACAAAGCAGGAAAACUACCGUCGAGCCAACUGCAAUACUUACUUGGCGAAAGCGGCGUUGUCACGACACAGACCCAAGUGGACGCGCUCGUCUAUCACUUGCGUGCGCAUGCUGUAUGCAUGGACGCGAUUCUCCAGCGAAAUCGGGCGAUUCGUCUGUUUGGGUACAAGCAACUGUCUCGCGUCGAUGCCCACGACGAAAGACACAUUUACCGCGAUACGUUUGUGGCGCUCCGACUGUCGUCUUGGGCUCCAUUACCCCAACCGCGGUGGCAGCACGUUGGGCAAAGCACCAAAGUCCAUUCGUAUGGCUGGAUUCGACGUGCAAAGGCGGCAGUCGCCCAGUGCGCAACUUGGAUCCAGCGCGCGGCCCUCACUGGUCUUCUUAAUCUCCCCUACCUGACUGGAAAGUCCGUGCACAACGCGAACGACCGAGGCGACUACAUUGUCAAGGUCGACGUCGGCAAAGACUUUGCAGCCAACGCCGAGCUCCACCUGUCGUACACUUGCGACUGUGACUCCGCGGCGACGCUGCACAAUUUGGGAUAUCGCGAAGACGGCGCCGAGUGCUUUGUUUACAUGGACUUUCUCACCAAGCCAGACAUAACGGACGUCGAGUUGGCCGAUACGGUCACGGCCAUGAAGACACUGUUCGACGUGACCUGGCUCGGCCACUUGAAAAGUUUGCCCUGUUUUCACAAGCUCCUUGUGUUGUCGCCGCCAAAGACCCAAACUCACGGCACAACAAUCGUCCGCGUGGUUGUCCUGCUGACAGAGGCCAUGGACCCGUUCAACUUUUUACUCUACCUCGGCUUUCCGUCGUCGCUUCAAUUCGACCAACUCGUCAGUCGACUGCGCUGGACCGCGCUCUUCAACGUGUCGGCCAACGAAAUCCUUACAAACAAACGAUUCAACCCUGCUAAGCACUUUGCGGUUCGAUCCGUGUUGAACGUGUGCGUGGGCCGGCAGGCGUGCGGGCAAAUCGUUGAGCAAGCAUGUUACCAGGCAAAAUACGAAGCAUCAUCUCGGUAUGUGGAAGACGAAAUCAUCCACCGGGAAUUACAGCAGCACAACGAACAUUUCAUCGCGACUUCUGCCUCGUCCACCGCAUCAACCACCCCGAGCAAAUCCGACCCGCGACUUGCGAUGUCGUGGAAUGAACAAGUCAAGCGAAGUCAGCAGGACGUGGCUCGAAAAUGGCACAUGUGGGCCGACAAACUCGCAAAGUUUUUCAAGUUCUCAAAGACCUUGAGUGUGAACUUGCACGUGGCAUCUGUUGCAAACCUCCUACGUGCUGACUCGGUGCUGCACUCGCUCUUCCAUCCCGACGUUCUGAGCGAGGUACUGCGUGUAUUGUCGACAACAGGGUCCAUCCACUCCAUCUGGGAGGAGUGGACGGCAUCUCUUGAGCAAGAGCUCCACGAACUCGUUGAAGCGACGUCGGUGGAUGCCCCACCGACCGCCACGACUUGGCGACGGCAGGACCAUGCUCUGCACAAAUCCAUGCUGCACGUGUACGACGUGCUCACCUCCAACGUCCUUGGGCUCAACCUCGUCAAAGGCGAAGCUGGCACGAUCGGCUUUUCUCUGCUCGUGGAAGGUUUCAAUAUUUUCCCACUUUUACCCAAGGUUCCUCCACGCUCCUCGGUAUCGUAAUGUAUUUGUUGCCGCAA
This is a messenger RNA of Aphanomyces invadans, 2236 nucleotides long. RefSeq lists its product as hypothetical. The transcript is spliced from 12 exons. Gene Ontology annotation, molecular function: calcium ion binding. The record is from RefSeq and is a predicted model, not a curated record. Lineage: Eukaryota; Oomycota; Saprolegniomycetes; Saprolegniales; Verrucalvaceae. Bases 6 to 2219 code for a protein of 737 amino acids.